This is a messenger RNA of Solanum stenotomum, 468 nucleotides long. RefSeq lists its product as uncharacterized. The record is from RefSeq and is a predicted model, not a curated record. The transcript has a single exon. Gene Ontology annotation, molecular function: zinc ion binding. Bases 1 to 468 code for a protein of 155 amino acids. NCBI's taxonomy places the organism in Eukaryota, Viridiplantae, Streptophyta, Magnoliopsida, Solanales, Solanaceae.
AUGGUGCCGGCUGCCGAAAGGAUCGCAAGAAAAAAAAUGAUCGAGGGCGACUCCUUGUACGUAGAGAACAUAACUGGGGAUGGAAAUCACUUCACCGUGUUCGGUGCAGGUUCUACUUCCGCUGUUAACCUACUGGAAAAGUCAUGUUCUUGUAGGAAAUAUGACUUGGUCAAGAUACCGUACACUCACGCAAUGGUUGCUUUGACAUCGAAGCAUGGCGAUGAGUAUGGUAUGAGCAUCUAUGAAUAUUUUUCGCCUUUAUAUAAAGCUGAAACAUACCUUCUUGCAUACUCUGAAUCUAUCAAUGUUGUCCCUAUCGAAUCGGAAUGGUGUGUGCCAGAAGAGUUGCUAAGCGUGAAUAUUUUUCCACCCCUUGUCGAUACCAAGCUUGGAAAGAAGAAAAAAAUGUGUCAAGGGUGUCGGAGAGAAUUUCAAAAGCAAGAGGAGGAACAAAUGUUCAAUUUGUAA